This is a messenger RNA of Aureobasidium musti, 342 nucleotides long. NCBI's taxonomy places the organism in Eukaryota, Fungi, Ascomycota, Dothideomycetes, Dothideales, Saccotheciaceae. The record is from the annotation of a GenBank genome assembly.
UUAAAGCGAUUCGGAAAUUUGACCUCGCCCCUGCUUGCGCUUGAGCUGCUGCUGCUGCUGCUGGAUGGANGCUCAACUCCUGGGUUCACGGCUAUGNGACGGUCCACUGCUCAAGCAACCGCACCGGCCCUGCGCAAUAACGGACGAUUCCUUUCUGCUUGUCUCAUCCGGCUUGAGGAAGAACCCGAUGGACGAACACGGACAGCGGGAAGUCCCUUGUUUCGUGUACACCACGGCAGGGUAGUUCGCAAGAUGACAGCGGACUUGGAACAAAGACAGGCACGAGACAUGAUCAAUGCUCAAGCGCGGCUGCACGUAAUGAUAACCCACCACUACGAGUGA